AUGAGCAAAAAGACUGUGGAUUCUGAUACUUCACCUGAUAAUAUGAAUUCAUCUAUCACCAAAUCCAAUCAUUCAUUAUCUGGUAAUACAAAGAUGUUCAUUCUUCCUCCAAAUGUAUUACAAAAUAUUUGUCUCAGUAAUAAUAUAGGGAAAGGUGGAAACAUAGUGUCUGCUUUAGAAUUUAUAAAAAAAGAUAGCACUAUCAGUACUAUUAAAAUACAAGAAAAUAAUGAUCUUGAGAUUUCUACAUCUAUUGGAAAUCCAAAUUCAAAUAUUGUAAUAAAACCAACCACAGUCAUAAAAGUUAAUAAAAAUAAUUCAGCAGCUGAUACUGAUAACAAAAGUAUAAAAAAUGCAACAGAAGUGCCUAAAAUUAAUACAAAUGACGAAAAGUUAGCAUCUAAAACAAAUCACACAAAACAAAUGCAGAAUCUUCACAGUAAUAUAAAGAGAGAAAAAAAUAGCAGAAAAGUAGACAUAAUAGAUGUUUCAGGAAAUCAGAAGACACUAAAAGAAAUAAAAUGUACUGCUGAAAAUUUAAAAAGUGAUCGAUCUACCUCAAGUGAUGUACCAAAGUCUCAAAGGGCAGACAUAAGAUCUGAACAAUGUAGUAAUGAAAAAUAUUUAAAUAAACCUUUAAAAAAGAAUAAAUAUGAAAUUGAUGGAAAUUCGUUUAGUAGGUCUAAACGUGUCCGUAAACAAACUAAAUUUGAUGAUUACAUUACAACAUAUAAAAAAGGAACUACAACUCCAGAAAAAAAAAGGAAGAGUACUGCUAAUAAAGAGUCAAAAACAGCAAUAAUUUCAAAGAACUCUUUAUCAGUUGAAACUAAUGCAAAUGAUAUUCUUAAUCAAUUAAAAUGUACAAAACAAGAGCUUCAAAAUAAAAAUGAUGAAAAAAAUGCAGCUACACAUGAUACACAUACUUCUUCUACCUGUAUCACACCAGCUGUAACAAAAAGUUCACUGCCUUUGAAUUCCAUUUCUGGAACUCAGCCUAGUAUUAAAAAUAAUGAAAAACCAUUUUAUGCAAGACAUUUGCAAGAUUGUAACAAUAUAAUAAAUAAUAAAAAUUUGGAAUGCAAAAAUACAACAGAUAUUGAGUUGAAUAGUAAGGGUUGUAAUGAAGUACAAAUGGAAUCAAUAAAUACCUCUGUACUUGAAUGUGCUACUAUAAAAGACAAGGAUUUAGAAACAUUUGUAGAACUAAAAAAGACAGAAACUUUAAAUGUUAAAAACAGAAGUAGUAAAAAUAGAAUUAAUUUGUCAUCUAUAACAUCAAACACUUUAUUAAAUGAAGAAAAUGUAAAUACAGAUUCAGUAAGUCACAGUGAUAAUAAUCAAACUUUGACAAGUACAUCAGUAGCAAAAAAGAGAGGAAGGCCUAAAAAAAUUAUGCCUACAUUGCAAGAAAUUCCAGAUAUUUCAAAUGAAUCAGAAGAAAAUUUAGAAGGUUUACAAAAAAUGAAUGAUGUUUCCAUUCCAGAAACAGUUGUUCAUACUAAAAGAUAUGGUGAACAAUCAUAUAAUAUUAAUAAUAAUGAUGGUUUAAAUGAUGAUAAUAGUACUGAAGGUAACAUUCCAAAUUCAAUUAUUGCUAGAAAAAAAGGUAGACCACCAAGUACCACAUCUGCAUGCAUAGCUACAGGCAGAGGAAGAGGAAGGGGCAGAGGUAGAGGUAGAGGUAGAGGUAGAGGUAGAGGUAAAGGCAGAGGUAGAGGAUCAUCUCAUUCUACAUUAGAUACUGAGUAUAUAUCAAAGGGACCAAUAACUACAGAAGAUGUUAGAAAAGAAAAUUCAGAUGAAAGUAGUACCACUGUUCAAGCAUCGGAAGUAGAUUUAGUAAGAUGUAUCAAAUGUGAAACAGAUAUAUUAAGGAGCAAGUGGAAUUCACAUAAUUUACUUAUACAUAAUAAUAUGAGUUGGAUAAAAGGUGAUGAACCUUUGAACUUUGAAAAUGAUAUUAAAUUAUGGAGAAAAGUCUUAAUGUCUGCUAUUAAACAAAAGAGGGGUCAAUUGUCUUGUGAAAAAUGUGGAACUGUAAAACGUAGUGCGAAUGGUUUUAUAUCUCAUAUGCAGUUCUGUGGAAAAUCAGAAGAGGAGAAGCAAGCUUUAAUGGUAAGUUGCCAUAUCUGUGGUGCUGUUAUGAUGCCAUCCUCUAUGGAAAUACAUGAAAGAACUCACAGGCAAUCAGAACAAAGUAAAAUAAUUGAAUUACAAUUAUAUACAGCAGAUAAUGAAAAAGUAAAACGUAAAGCUGCAGAAAAAGCAGUUUCAAAAAUUUUAGAAUUUACUGAGUUUGUUAAAGAUAACAAUCUACCUCCUGAAAAGAAAAUAAAACUUGACUCCUCUUUGAUGAAAAAUUUGAUUAAAACACCUGAACAUAAAAAACCUAUACCAUCUGUAUGGAAAGGUAUAUGGAAAAAAGAAUUGUCUACAGUGGGAACAAUAAAUUGUCGUCAAGUAGGUUGUACUUAUACAUGUACUUCUAUUGAAGAUAUGUGUAAACAUUUUUCUAACUGUAACUUCACUCCUCAAGAGUGUUACAUAUGUAAAAUAUGUAAAUUUUCAAGUAUCUCUAAUGAAGAUGUAAUAAAGCAUGUAACAGAAGAACAUUCGACAACAGAAGGAAUUGAUAGAUAUUCUGAUUUUGAAGAAGAAAAUUAUAGUUCGGAUGAAAAAGCAUCCUGCACAAUGAAAUUUUUGGAUAAGGAACAAUUUCAUAAAAUUCGAUGGACAGAACCAUAUCUGCCUGCUGUACAAUGGACUAUGGAAUUUGAACAAAAAAAUUAUGAAUUAUGUUUGUUUAAUGACUAUUCUCCAAAUCAAUUUACAUUAUUAAACAAUACCGAUACUCGUAAAUAUUUGCCAGAACUAGAAAUUUCCAUGCGAACAAAAAAAGAAAAUACAUCUGAAAAAACAGAUGAUACAGAAAUUUCAUGGAAGCAAUGGAAGCGAUUUGAAGGUGGUUUAGAUGAAGGUACUUCGAUCUUUUUUACUGGUGGUCCAGUAUGGGCAUUAGCUUGGUUACCUAUUCCUUCACCUAUGUAUUGUAAAGAACCUUGUCAAUAUAUCGCCAUUAGUACUCACCCAACAAUGGCAAGUGAAUAUACUAUAGGAAAAUCACACUCUGGCCAUAAUAUGAUACAAAUUUGGAACGUUGGGCCUUUGGAUCAUGAGACUAAUAGUAAAAAAGAAUCGCCUGUUUUGUCAUAUGUAAUUGUACACAAUAGUGGCACCAUAUGGUGUUUGGAAUGGUGUCCUUCUGGAUGUUAUCAAGAUGAAAGUCUGAAUAAUUAUAACAGAGAAAAUAAAACACCAUGUAGUCUUAAGCGAAUGGGUAUGCUUGCAGCAGCUUGCUCAGAUGGAAAUAUACAUAUUUAUUCAUUACCUUUCCCAGAGGAACUUAAAUUCAAAACAACUGUAGACAAUGAAUGGCCUAUAUAUUCCACUGAUCCGGUAAUAACAUUAGUUGUAAAUAUUUCAAUAUAUGAUAGUAAUGAUCAAAAUUGGCAAUGCACCAAACUGUCAUGGACAAAAGAACAUGGGCAUAAUACAAUUGCUGCAGGAUUUUCAAAUGGUUAUAUAGCUUUGUGGGACUUAACAUACAAAUCACCAUUAUCAAUACAAAAGAGACAGAACACAUACUUCAUAAAUGCAUUUCAGCACUUUUAUGCUCAUGGUAAUGCUGUGAGUAUGAUAGCAUUAAUUCCAUAUAAUGGAGAAAGAUUUCUAGCUUCUGGUAGCCUAGACAGAUCAUAUAAAUUUUGGAAUUUAGAAGACAUAAGUACUCCUCAAACUAGUAUGCAGAAAGCUAUUAUAGUAGAUGGUGCAUGGAUGACACAUUGGCCAUGUGCUGUCCUUAGUUUUGAUGAUGCUUUAGGAUACAAGCAUACUAAUUCUUAUUUGAUUUCGUUAAGAGAACACGAAUUCAAAUAUUACCCUAUCUUAGGAACAAAUUCUCCCACAUAUGCUUUAGCCGUUUCUGAUUAUGCAAAUAGCAUUGCACAUGGUACAUUAGCAGGAGAAGUGCAAACAGUAUUUGCACAUGAACUUAUACAUGGUAAAGCCAUAGAGAAAGCUUUACAGAAAAAAAGAAAGUUGAGUUCAUUUAUUAAAAUUGUUGAUUUCUUGGAAAAAGAAGAAGAUAAUAAAAAUGAUAAAAAACACAAAAAGAAUUCGAAAGAUUAUCAUUACAUGCCAGAAACCUACGACGAGUGCCAGAAUCGAUUCGGUGUUGUAUUUUGCGACAAUUUAAAAAACAUUGAACGAUAUGUACGCAAACGAUCGCUACACGCAGAGAAACUAUCAGAAGUUCCGAUUGAAGAAUAUCCAUUUAUGUCAGUGAACAAAAUAUCUUGGAAUCCAAAUGCAUGGAGUUAUUUAUGGAUGGUAGUUGGAUACCAAAAUGGUUUGGUAAGACUGUUAAACUUUAAAUACAUGUCUAUGUCACGUGAACUAAAAACGUUAUUGCCUCAACAUGUAAAAUUUAUGCUUACUAAAGCAAAGAUUACAACAAAAGGAUGUUGUUAAUAUGCAAGGAAAAAGCAGUCUUAAUUUAUACUA
Eufriesea mexicana is the source of this 4566-nucleotide messenger RNA. RefSeq lists its product as uncharacterized. Gene Ontology annotation, biological process: transcription by RNA polymerase III. The transcript is spliced from 20 exons. Gene Ontology annotation, molecular function: protein binding. Gene Ontology annotation, cellular component: transcription factor TFIIIC complex. Bases 1 to 4533 code for a protein of 1510 amino acids. NCBI's taxonomy places the organism in Eukaryota, Metazoa, Arthropoda, Insecta, Hymenoptera, Apidae. The record is from RefSeq and is a predicted model, not a curated record.